GUAGGGGAUAUGUCAGCUUCCUAACUUCAACUGCUGUACGUAACAGGUCACAACUUCACAAGACACACUAACAAACUUAACUUGUUAAAGGCGGGAGAAGUACAUACUUGUUGGAUUUAAAGUAAUGACAACAUAAUCAAGAAGGAUUAAAAUUUGGAUUCUGAAAAAGUCCUCGGAAUUUUUGUUUUGAACACAUGGUAGCAGGUUUUGUCAUCGCUCGAAAAGGGCAACCAUUUCCAAGAGUCUAAGAGACACAAUAUAGCUGCGCAAUGGACAGUGCACCAAAUGAAGAUGGCAAAUCGGUGCCCACAGACUCUUCGGAGACUAGUCCAAAAAAAGCGAACGCACCCACUGGAAAUACUUAUCUACAACUUCCGAAAAACACUUUAGUAGAUCCACACAGUUUGUAUACUCCACCCGUAAAGAUCAGGCCGUUGAAAUUGAGCAGAAAGCCCAGUCGGGAGGCUAGAAGCACAGAGACCGAGUCCGGAUACCUUGAGCCUAUCAGGCUUCAGUCACCAUCGGAUGAAACUACAAUAGACACUGAUUACUACAAUCGUAUAGAAUUACCGUAUAGUCGUCCAGCAGUUGAAAAAAGAAGCAAUAUUUCACUAACACCAACACCAACCAGAGCACUACCGAAGCCAACUUACUACACACCACAACCAAGAAGAAAACCACCGAUACUUUCUCCACGACCCGAUAAAAAAAUCUUGCUCAAGAAAUCACCCUCAACAUCAUCAUCUUUAAAAAGCUCCAUCAGUCGUUCAACUGGGAGAUCUGAUGGUAGUAUCAAGGAAAGAGAGCAGUUUAAUCCGUUCCGAGAGGAGUUGCCUACAGAAAGCGAGUAUGAUUGUGAUAGUUACUCCAGACCUCCAUCACCAACGUCAAUAACAUCAUCAGUCUCAGAAAACUCACCUGUUCGUAUUCCCUCAGUUGAAAAACAAUCUGCAAUUCUAUUAUCAAACCCUGAUGAAAUGCCACCUACAAAAAUGAAUCCGGUGGAGAGGAGGUACAGUCAGCGUUUGACGCCCACCUCAGCUACAUCUGUACACUCGCUCAGAUAUUUCUCCCCGCAGUUUCCUCGACGUAAGCCGCCUUGGAUUCCAUACUCACCUAAACAAGAAUCGCCAGUCACACCUACGAAAAAGCUGUUUUUAAAUAAAGAUGGAACAAAAAGUCCAAGAUCGAAAUCACCAGUUGCUCGACAUCUCCAACCAUCACCAGUUACUACACCGUUGCCUCCUUCCACCUCUAGCAUUCCAAAGAAAAACUUUUUUAAAGAACGUUCACAAGCGAUACUUGAUGAUGACGAUAGUGGUACGGAAAAAUUUGAGCUUCAGAAUAUUCAGCAUAAUGACUCAAGGCCCGACCUCCUGGAUGGUAACAUGUCUGAUAUUAGCUCCCUUGGUUUUCCAAAUGGUAAAACUUCGGAUAUUGCACGGACUCCGUCAAUCUGCUAUCCGUCGGAUAAGGAUUCACAUUCGGAUUCGUCGUACAUGUAUGAAAAUGUACGAGAAAAGAAAAGAAAACGUCGACGGAGUGCUAGUAGUAUGUCCUUACGAAGUUUAGCCGCCAGUCGGGAGGUACUCAACGAUAUUUUUAAAAGCGAUCGGGAGGAAAACAAAAAGAUGAAAGGAGUGAUUGGGUUAUGCGUAGCGAUAUUCCUCGGUGCUGUGUUGUUCAUUGGCCUACAUUACGGACUGUAUUACACUGAAGUAGUUUCAGUUAUUAUCACUGUAGCGUCGACAUUUUUCAUAGCUCUCAGUCUAGCAUUCAGUGUUCGAUCUAGGUGUAUAGCAGCUCUAAUGGUACCAACUUUAUGCACCUCUAGGGGGCGUGCUGCGCUUUUAACUUUGACUUUGGCUUUUCUACUGAACGGACCAAUCAAGAAUAUUAUCGAAAAUGGAAAUGAGGUAUCAAAGGCCAUGACAUGUAAUGCUGAAGUUUUAAGUAAACACAGUGAACAAAUCCAAACAGCUGCAUUAACUUCAUUUGAGGACUACGAUACAGGAAAGUUUUUGAAAAAUUCUGCCGACACGUGUAACACAGUGAUGAGGGAAGCGUACACCGAUUGUACAGUGAAACUAGAGAAAGUUUACACCGACUGCCAGAAUGCCAUAAAGGUAGUAGACACUCUCUGCGAACCUCUGAAACUUGUGGGUCUCUGUGAAGUCAUUCGUGUUGGUGGUGAGAUAUGUCUUUUACCAGAAUUAGGAGACAACAUUGUCGAAGCUGCAGUAGUAGAUGUCUCAGAAAUUGUGGAUGAUAUAGUGGAUAAAUUCAACGUAGAUAUAGAUUUUGUGCCAAACUGGCACGAAACGAAGGUAAAUUUGACAGGCGAUCCGAAAGCCAUAGCUAAGCAGAUAAGCGACAAACUGGAGGAAACUUUUGGAACAUUUGAUAUUAUAACCUUAAUUUUGGAUCGUCUGGUUGCUUUUUCAGUUGUCUACCUACUUUAUCAAUCCUAUAGGUAUCAUGCGAGUUACGUCACCAAAGACAGGUUCGAUAAUUUCUACAUUACGAAGGAGUUCAGGAAAUUGGAUAAGUUCAGAAUUAAAAACAGACAUGAACCUCUUCUACCCCUUAAGAAAUACGAAAAGAAGAAAUUAAUUGACGUUACAUCUUUCGCCCUUUCCAAUACAGAGAAAGGGAAGUUUAAAAUCGGGUUAGCACCCGCGCUUUUGAAAGUUCUUAUGACGGGCAUUAUCGUCCUUGUAGACUAUGGAUUUUAUUGGUUACUGUUCGUUAUGCAACAACUCUAUAGUGAAAUUGAUUACAAUGCAUCAGGAGGGGGAGAUCUGAGCUACAAUAUAGAGGGAACUGGUCUGAUGGCCGAUUUUGCUCGCAAUCUAUACGGCGAAGGUACUCAGAAUGCAAACACGUUUCAAAUUUCAUCAGAUGCAGAAAAGUGCAUACCACAACCUACAAAGCCAGAUGACAGGAUCGUCAUCAUCAUAGGUGUGUUGCACGCUUUCAUAAUAUUGACUAUUCUUUUCCAAGCAUAUGCCCUGCGCUUACGUCGUUGGAUUGCGGCAUAUUAUUACCCGGAUCGUGAACACGCCCGUACAAUUUACCUUUACAAUAAAACACUAAGAAAACGAAGAACACUAUGGUCAAUAUUAGAACAAACGAUAAAGGACAACCACCGAGAGCAAAGAGAAGUAGAGAGAAUAAGUUUCCGUGCCUGGUUGGCAGCACAGAAUAAUUUCUGCCGCAUAAUCUUGCGAAAUAAGUCUCGCGCAUGUCUUGGCUGCGCAAGCGAAGAGAAUGAUUCAUUUUAUAUUUGUGACAAUUCAAGAUGUAGCGGUGCUUACUGUGCGGAGUGCUUACAACAAAUUGGCAACAAAUGUACACUCUGUGAGGAUCCCAUUGACGUCGAAACCGGUGUCAAUAAUACACAAAAUUAAUCGUUACCGGCGAGCAUCGUUACCGAGCAAUGAUCAGCGGUUGUGCGUACUGGGAGAAUGUGAGCUAUAUUUUUAAAGAAAUUGAUUGCGAGAUGAUGACCAAUGCUUUCGACUUUUUAAGGCAUGUGAGAACCAAACUAUGCUUCCGUCUAACAUUCAGCAGCACUGUUAUUACAGAAACGUUAACUAAAAUUAUGUAUACAAUCGGCAGUACUGUACUUAAUAAAAAGGCUAUGAAAACAUUACUAUUUUGUAAUAAAUUGUUGUAUAAUAUAAUUAUAUAUCAUGAUGCAUAAUGAAAUUGUUGCUAUAUUGUUUUAUUGUAUUACCUGUAUUAUCAUUUUGUAAAAUAUGAUAAAUUUGAUUGUAAUAUGUAUAUGCUUAUAUUUUGUACUGUAGAUAAAGGUGUAGAUAAUGGUGUUUAAAUAAAUUAAUAUGUACAAUACAAUCAAAGAUGUUGUCAAUAUUAACACAUUAUACCAUAUGAGAUAUGGAAUAUAACCAUGCAAGUAAAAUCUCUUUCCUAUGUGUAAAAAACUGUUGAACUUAGCCUAACUUAGUUCUUUGCUUUUUACACAAUUCAGCCCAAAACAAGGCCUGAAAGCCACUUCUUGGUAUAAAUGGGUUUACCAUAGUAAUUUAUCACCAGUGGAGGUUUAUCUCCGCACCAAUGUUACAAUCAUGUGUUUUACUUUUAUUUUUGUUAUUAUUAAUAACGAUAAUUAUAUUUUGCCAUGAAAUUCUUGCUUUUAGGGCUGAAACACAGUGUGAUCCACAGCUCGUCAACAAUACAAACUGGGAUAUCUAAGCAUGGCCAACAGAAAUUGGUCAGCAUGUCGUUUGAUCUCCUGACUGCAAGUUUAACAAAUGCUGAACCAAACUGCCUACCGGGCCCCAAACUACAUUAUGUAAUGGCGAAUCCAGGAAUUUGAAAUAGGGACUUUUACAGAUGGAGAGUCUUUACCACCUCUGCCCAACCCAACCAUGGUUGGGGCAGAGGUAAGAAAAUUUAUAAUUAUGGUACUUCUAAAUGGUCGGCAAUGGCACUCACAGACUUUCACUUUAUAUAUUAUUUUUUUAUAUUUUGAAAACUUUGGGGGGGAGGGUCUCUCCAUGGCUGGCUGGACCCCUGUCUCCGCUGCUGCUGUGCGUGUGAUUUCCAAUCUCAACUUGGAUUUUAGACAUGCAGGUUACACAAUGGGAGAACGAAAAGAUCGUAUUCCCGAUUAAUUGCUGAAGUGAGAGUCGAGAGCACAACUACACAUGCUCUCGGCUGAACGACUGAAAACUGGAUCCUAUAGUAUAAAGUAUAGGAACCAUGAUAUAUGUGAAUGAUUCACUAUGACUGGUGCCAGAGGACGCUAUCAACAUGUUUAAGUCAUAUUAAAACGCACCUUAAUAGAUCCUCAUCAUUUAAUAUGACCUGACAUUAGGUAUUUACAUAACUUCAUUUUUUUCCAUAAAAUAUUAAAUGACAAGGAUCUAUUGUUGGUGUGGUAGUAAAAAACAAAUAUUUUUCAUUCAUGCAUGCAAGGGAAAGAAUAUUUUCAUUCAUUAAGUUGUGGAAUGUUGCAUCCAGCUCACGGAAAUAUUCUUCCUAUUACAUUUAACUUUCAUGUAAUAAACAACUUAUAAUGCAAUUAUCAAAAUACAUACCAAACUUACUUCAGGUACUAAAAUAUUUAAUGAUAAAUCUAUGCAUAUUCAAAUAACAUUGCUAUCACAAUUGUUUUAAAAUCACUUGACUACUACUAGCGAGUUGAUUGGUUACCUGUCUCUUGACACUUCGGCAAGUUUAAAAUCAAUGUACAAAUAUUGCACUAAUAAGCAAAAACUACAAUGCAUGAUGAAGUAUCAUUGUCAAAUGACAUCACUGUAGGGUAUAUGGUGGUAUACUACAGGUACAGUACCAUACACGUAUUUGUGUACACAUUGUCAUUUAGAUGGGUUAAAACCCUGUACAAUAAUCAGUACUCCAAUCACAUUACUCGUGUUUCAAUACAGUGUUCAAUCCAUACACAUUUCAUACAGUAUUUGAAAAAAAAUCUCAAAGAAUAGACAACAAUACUACGUAACCGUACAUCUAGUUAGUUAAUUAAAGGCGAUGUAAACUACUCAGAUGUAUUUAUUUGGGUAACAAAUCUACCACAUCAAUUGACAGUUACAAAACCAGGCGUUAUUUUUCAAGGAACCUAUUUCAAAACACCUAAACAAUAACAAAUAACAGUUAUAAUUCAAUUCACUUUUUAAAAAUGAUAUGCCUAUUAUUUUCUAUAUUAUUCAUCGGUGUUUAAUAACAUCGUAAUGAUGAUUAAUUAAACAUCAGAUUGUUUUUAAUGUUGGACAUUAUCCCUCUUCCAAGCAAUGACUCUUCAUGUAACCCAAUGCUUUGCUACUGAAAAAAAAAACAAAUUGCGUCUGAGUAUUUUACAGCCUUUUUAUUACUUUAUGUAAAAUCCCCAUAUUUGCCAUUCAAAGCAUUCCAAGUCCUAUCUAAAAACAAUAGGUUGACUUAUUACACUUAAAAAAAUAAAUAAAUGAACAUUGGUGAACAAUGACUUUAAUUGUACUUCAGACCCAUCAAUUUAAUGGUUUUUGAUGAACUGUGACAUUUGGUGUACACUGGACGACCUAAAUGUAUUUUGAGUGAAUCAGAUGCACUACAAGGUCUAUGGUAUAUUUUAAAAGACCCUCAUGAAAAAUAUUGAGAUGUUCUUGUGUCAAAGGAUCCAGGCAAAUUUUUAAAAACCCUAAAAUAUUUUGAUCCUGUAAAAUAUAAAUGAUUGCUGAUGAUUUCAAAGAUUUUGUAGAAUGUCAACAGACAAAGUGUCACGCAGACUUUGAUCCCUGUGAAUUUGUCACCACCCGCCCUGAGCUUAAGUCCAUAGUGACCACUGAAGCAGAGUAUUUGGCUUUUAGGCUAAAACCUCUUGUAUGCACCCACCUGUCUUACCAUGGAGAGAAGCAAAUUCACUAUAAAAUUAGGUACAGCAGGGUGGCCAAAUUUAAUUGACACAAUGAACUGCACUGGCAAACAAAAAUGAGCAAAAGUAAUUAAAAAAAAACUGGGGGAAGUUUUUGUAAAGUUUAAAUUAUUCAGCGAGGCAGAAUUUUGACAAAUUACAAUUUAUCAUACAAGAACAGUGUUUGUAAUAAACAUUACUUAUUCAUUAUAAA
Molecule: messenger RNA, 6587 nt
Organism: Anneissia japonica
Lineage: Eukaryota; Metazoa; Echinodermata; Crinoidea; Comatulida; Comatulidae
Product: DC-STAMP domain-containing protein 2-like
Exons: 10
Coding region: 270-3410 (1046 amino acids)
Cellular component (GO): membrane
Source: RefSeq, a predicted model, not a curated record